Messenger RNA from Branchiostoma floridae (Florida lancelet), 2033 nucleotides. Its product is annotated as placenta-specific gene 8 protein-like. The transcript is spliced from 5 exons. NCBI's taxonomy places the organism in Eukaryota, Metazoa, Chordata, Leptocardii, Amphioxiformes, Branchiostomatidae. The record is from RefSeq and is a predicted model, not a curated record. The coding region runs from base 1253 to 1582 and encodes 109 amino acids.
AAGAAUGUGUAGUGUUUAAAGUACCCUACUCAGCACUGCCGCCCAGUCUUAUAUGGCAAGUCCUCCUGCACACAUUCUUAACGAAUCUUCUAGCAAGUCCCACUCAGCGUUGAGAACACCACACAACUGUGUCGUAACCGGGUGCUCAGGGAAAGGUAGUGGUAUGGGCAAUCAUCGGUUGGGUGUGAUCAGGGUCAUACAAUCAUGUCACUCAACAGGUUUUACUGGCGUAAACAGACGAUGUUAUUUCGUAACAAUAUGAAUAGUACAUUAUCAUGUUUUCCUCAAUAAGGACUUUUUUACUGGUGUGUUCUUAGAACUAUUUCUUCUCAGAACUGCCUUGAACCAAUCAGAGCUUAGAACUGCAUCAUAUAUUACUUGUAUUACGAUUACAGGUUUGUGAUAGCAAACUUACUUUUUUACCGAUUCACAAUACAAAAGGGUGAACUUUUGGUAUAGUACAAUCAUGUUAAUGAGCUCGACCAAAAACCAAGUAGAUGUAAGGUGGCUCUUUUUUGUUACUCGCAACUAUUACUAUAGGGCAAGCCCAAUCGAAUGGAACCGUUUUGUGUGCGAGUAGUUUGACAAAAGAAUACUGGGAAAACAUUCUGCAUCUUUGCGAAAAUGUUGCCAUUCUAGUUUGGCUUCGUGGCUAAUUCGACCAGUAGCCGUAUAUUUCUGAAUCAUUGGAAAGGUGAUACGUUUCGCUUACAACAUAGAUAUUCAAAUUGAAUUUUAACACCCGUAUAACGUUUCUUAACCUUCUAGCCUUGCGACCAUACUGGGUUCACACAUUACUCAUAUAUAAACCACGUCACUGGCCAUGUACUGCGUGGGAGUUGGGCAACACCUGCAAAAUAUUCCUCUUUCCCUAUCAACUUCCUCUUUCUCAAAUUCUUGUACUAACAUCCUUUUUCCCUUUUAGCGUCUGUGAAGUAUUUUUGUCUAUUGCGGAUGCAAAACACAUUAAACUAAUAUGUAAAGUAACAGAAAAACAGAGUGUCGAUAAGAAGCAUACUUUGAAUCUUAGGUAUCGAACACGCCUACACUUUUCUAGUUUACGUGGCUCAAUUGACCUCUGCUGUGUUCACGUGGGACGCGGACAUUGACCUCCUCGUCAAGUCACAAGACUCCCUUACCUCCCUAAAGUUCACUGCUGUGUGUGAGGUGCUCCUGGUGAACGGAACAAGACUACACAUGUAUGUACGAUUAAUGCAGCAGCUUAACAAAAGUUAGUAGGUGACAAAACAAGAUGGCGGACUUUAAACAUGGGCUAAUGGGCUGUUUUGACAACUGUGGAAUCUGCAUCGUCGGGUACUUCCUCCCGUGUGUUCUGGCUGGACAGAACGCCGAGAAGGUUGGCCUUGGCAGCUGUUGCAUGUGCGGGUUCCUGUCCCUGUUUGGAUUUCCCGGUCUCUACAUUGUAGCCAGGACAAGGGAAGAAACACGAUAUAUACACUCUAUAGAGGGAACAUUCCUUAACGACUGUAUCCUGACUUUCUUCUGUCCGUUCUGUGUGAUGGUCCAGACUGCACAGGAGCUAGAUGAGGGAAUGGGGGCGCAGAUCAUCAUUCGGCAGUAACAUUUCUGCUUUCCGAUACGCGUCUGUAUAGCCAACCACAAAAAGGAUACAUUGUUAUAGCUACUGAAAACAGAAGAUGUUACAGAAAUCAUGCAGAGACAACAUUUUAUCAUUUGUAUCAAGAGCGCGAAGUUCACAUGUUCAAAGGGUUACAGAUCGACAACAUGGCGGAAGUUCAGUGACAGUCCGUAAACUGUUUUGAAUCAUCUUAGCCAAAUUUAAAUUUGCUUUCUUUUUUAGUUUGAUUAAAACUUUAGACGUUUCAUCAAAGCAAUGAAGUAAAGAAGCCAUCUGUAGGCCUAUCUAUGCAUGCGAAGUAAUAAGGAAUUCAUAUGUCAUAGAAUAUUUCUAAAUCUCCAAUAUACGAAUAGUUUCGAAAAUAAAAACCAUGACAAUAAAAAUCAUGUCUAAUACACUUUAUUUACCUGCAUAAUACAAUUUUAUAAGCAUU